Raphanus sativus (radish) is the source of this 2283-nucleotide messenger RNA. RefSeq lists its product as uncharacterized. The transcript is spliced from 6 exons. Bases 1 to 2283 code for a protein of 760 amino acids. Lineage: Eukaryota; Viridiplantae; Streptophyta; Magnoliopsida; Brassicales; Brassicaceae. The record is from RefSeq and is a predicted model, not a curated record.
AUGGAACAUAUUUUCAGUUGUAGGAAAGCAUUGAGCGAGUGGAGGAGACAAAAUAAUAUAAACUCUGCAAAAUUGGUGGAAGAGCUUAAAGAAAAAGUAGAGGGUCUAUAUGCAGAUGAUAAUGCCACAACUGAGGAAAUUGCAGCGGUUUUGAAAGAGCUUUCUGAUGCUCUUAAGGCAGAAGAAAUGUUCUGGAAACAAAAGAGUCGCGUAUUUUGGCUAAGGGAAGGAGAUCGCAAUACGGAAUUUUUCCAUGCCUUAACGAAACAAAGGAGAGCAAGGAACAAGAUCACUCAGCUACUGGAUGAAAAUGGAAAUAUUGUGAAAGAUGAAGAAGGAUUAGUAGCCAUUGCUACUAGCUAUUUUAGACAAAUCUUUGAGUCUUCUAAUCCACAGGAUAUUGAAGAAGCUCUAUCUGAAGUUCCUACGACAAUAACGGAGCCAAUGAACGAAAGUCUUACAGCACCGGUAACGGAGUGGGAGAUUAAAUUAGCACUCUUUGCUAUGCAUCCAGAAAAAGCUCCGGGACCAGAUGGGAUGACUGCGCUGUUUUACCAGAAGUUCUGGGAUAUAGUAAAGGAUGAUUUAACUCUUAUGGUUAAUAAAUUCCUUACUGAAGGGAUAAUGCCAGAUGGGCUGAAUGAGACUAAUAUUUGUCUAAUCCCAAAGACAACAAAACCUAAUGUGAUGGCUCAGUUUCGGCCUAUUAGUUUGUGUAAUGACCAAGCCAAGUGGGCGCAACAAAAAAUGGCUAUUAAAACAGAUAUGAGCACAGCCUAUGAUAGGAUGGAAUUGUCAUUUAUUGAAGCUGUGAUGAGAAAGAUGGGUUUCUCAGAAACAUGGAUCACAUGGAUAAUGAGAUGUAUUACGUCGGUACAAUACAAAGUCCUCAUGAAUGGACAACCAAGAGGAAAUAUUAUCCCAGGAAGGGGCCUGUUCCAAGGGGAUCCUUUAUCUCCUUUCAUUUUUAUUCUAUGCACGGAAGCGCUCGUUAGCCUUCUUAAUCAUGCAGAGAACCAGGGAAAGAUAACGGGGAUGCGCGUUACCCGCGCGUGUCCAUCGAGGAUUAACGCAACCACAAGGCAAGAGAUCAAAGAUGUACUUGGAAUACAAAAUGAUGGAGGGAUGGGGACUUACUUGGGUAUCCCAGAAGAUAUUAGUGGUUCAAAAUGCAAGCUCUUUGCUUUCCUAAAAGACAAAUUAAUGCAUAGAGUGACUGGCUGGACAGGUCGUUGGCUCUCGAAAGGUGGGAAGGAGUGCUAUUGCUCAAUUCUGGUGGUGCUCAAAUCCCCCAAAAAGAGGAAUACACUGGUCGAAAUGGGAGAAAGUUUGCCUACCGAGAGAAGAAGGAGGGAUUGGAUUUCUAUUUCCGCUGCGAGGGAGCUUUUGUUGUUGGGAAUAAGGCAGAAAAUACAUUCUGGUUAUGAGGUGAAGGUGUGGGAGGAUCCCUGGAUUCCAAUAACUCCUGCUAGGCCGGCUAAACCUAUAGCGCCAGUUAUGCAUCCAAAUAUGAGGGUGAGUGAUCUUAUUAAUCAGGAGUUGAAGGAAUGGGAUGUUGAUCUACUGGAACAAUAUGUCAGCCCUGCUGACAUACCCCUUAUAAGGAGUUUGGCCAUAAGCACAACUCAUAGGCCUGACACGUUUUGCUGGAGUUUCACAAGAAAUGGACAAUAUACAGUCAAGUCGGGAUAUUGGGUUGCUCAAAAUCUUCUAAAGGAUGCAGACGAAAAACAAGUGUUAGAGCCAAGUAUUACAAAGCUUCAAGCCUUUGCUUGGAAGAUAAAGGCGCCGAAGAAAAUUUGUCAUCUUAUAUGGAAAUUGUUAACUGGUCAAGUGGCAGUAACGAGAAAUCUAGUAAGACGAAAUAUGAGAUGUGAUAAUUACUGUCCAAGAUGUGGUGAGCCAGAGGAAUCAGUAACACAUGCUAUUUUCGAAUGCCCACCUGCUCUACAAGUUUGGCUACACUCAUCAACUCCAACGAGUCCUGCUGUUUUUCCAGCACCAAGUAUAUACACGAGUAUGAACUACCUCUUCUGGGAAAAGAACGGUAUACUUGAACCAGAUCAAGACAGGGAUCCUUAUCCCUGGCUGAUUUGGCUCAAUUUAUUGGGUGUGGAUGGGUCUGGUUGGACAGCGGGGGAGUCACGCAACUCAUGGGAUCACAGAACUUCCCCAGAAGAGAAUCAGCUCUGCACUCAGAAGUGGAAGCAUUGCGAUGGGCGAUGGAGAAUAUGCUUCAACAUUCAACUUGCCAGAACUUUGGAACAGACUGUAAAGAUUUGA